AUGUUGGCUGACGACAGCAACAUGGCAGACGUGUGGUACAAUGUUGGCCACGUCGCUGUGGGAGUCGGAGACCUCGGAUUAGCGUAUCAGUCGUUUAAAAUCGCGGUGUCCGUAGAUAGUGGACAUGCUGAAAUUAUGAUGACGGUGUAUGUCGAGGUAAACCUCUUGAGUCUUAUUAUUAUUGCAUCCGCGGAAGCAGCUCCGGAUUAGCUUGUGACUCUGCAAGAUACAUAUUGUUUUUUUGUCUUAAGAAGAGAAAGAGUUUCUUGAAUUCUAAGGCCAAUGACAUUGUUGAUAGAUAAUUACUAGCCUCAGUAACAUGAAAUCAGGGAAGAUCGCAGGCCAAGGUCCACAGAGGAUUGACCUUCCCCAAAGCGAAACCCCAGUCACCACCUUUCCUUCAUACUCCGCUACAACAACCUUGGUGUUCUCGAAUUGCGGAAGGGCAACAUCGAGCAGGCGCAGGAGCAUUUCAAGGGUGCUCUGAAUCUCGGAAGCCACUUCUUUGAACCUGCGUUUAACAAUGGGCUCUUGGCUUUCAAACUUGGGGAAUUCCGCGAGUCCUUCGAAUAUGCCAAUAAGGCCUUGACGGCCUAUCCAGACCACAUAGAAUCGAAGGAACUGCUGAAACAAUUGAAAACACACUUCUCGACUUUGUAGUAGGUGGGGUCCUGCUUAAGAUUAAGGCUGGACCUAAUACAUCUUUGGACAUCACAUGAUGAAAUGUAUGGACGAGGAGCAUCCUCUGGGAGUAUUCGCCCAUACUUUUCAAGUGCACUUGAAAGAUGAAUUACGGACAGCUAUAAUAAGACUUGGAGAAGAGUUUACUCCUCUGGGAGGACGUCAUAGUGGAUUUGAUUUUGCAUGGAGGGUGUUGGAUUCAAACUAGUACACAUUGACUCUCUCUCGACACUACUCACACUGACACGACUCUCUUAGCUCGACUGAUUCCUUGUUUUGCUUCUUACAGUUGUUUCUGACUGAUGGUUUGAAAGAAACACAGCUAAAACGGACACACAUCCAAACAUCC
Molecule: messenger RNA, 1030 nt
Organism: Amoebophrya sp. A25
Lineage: Eukaryota; Dinophyceae; Syndiniales; Amoebophryaceae
Source: the annotation of a GenBank genome assembly